Molecule: messenger RNA, 3417 nt
Organism: Penicillium diatomitis
Lineage: Eukaryota; Fungi; Ascomycota; Eurotiomycetes; Eurotiales; Aspergillaceae
Product: SAGA histone acetyltransferase complex subunit SPT7
Exons: 3
Coding region: 1-3417 (1138 amino acids)
Biological process (GO): regulation of transcription by RNA polymerase II
Cellular component (GO): SAGA complex; SLIK (SAGA-like) complex
Molecular function (GO): protein heterodimerization activity; structural molecule activity
Source: RefSeq, a predicted model, not a curated record
AUGUCGCUCGGUCACCACGCCUGGCCUCCGGGCAAUGUUCGCCCUCCGGACGAGCAUCAGGAUCUCCAGCGACCCGUCAAUGGCUUUGUCAAAACCCUGUCAGGCUCGCGGACCCCUCAAACGCGCGGGUCCAUCAGCGCCGAGGGACCCAACCCCGGCAGUAUGACAUCGGAACCUGAUAUGGCCGCGGAUGAGGACCCGCGCAUUGCUCAAUUUCGUGAAAUGUUUCGCAUCAGUGAGGCGAAAAUAAACGCGCUUUUCUUAGGCGGUCUUCCCAGGGAGGAUGCUGUGGCCGCUGAUCUAGACUUGGGCGAGCCUUCAAGCCGGACCGAACGCGUCGAUGCGCCUGCGCCUCCACCCAAGGCACCCGCAAAGACCGCCCGCAAACUCGACGAUGACUACGAUGAUUAUGACGAUGAUGAUGACGAAGAGGAUACGGAAAUGCGCGACGCGCCAGCUCCCCCCACCAAAUCGAAGAGCAAUCCUCCAUCCCAAGGUACGGUCAGCGCCGCGCCCUCGGUACCACGAUUUGGCAAUAACGAGGGCGCCAAGGAGGUCAAGAAAGAAAGCGCAGAGGACAUUCGCAAAAAGCUCGAGCAGGACAAGAAGGCUACGGAAGAAGCCGUCAAGCAUAGCUUCCAUACUAUGUUCUAUACUUUGGAAGACGAUCGAUACGCGAUGCUGGAUCAGAAAAGGCUAGAGGAAUCCGAGCGUCAAGUAGAAGCCGAGAUGGCGGGUCAGAACACUGGGAACAAUACUGCGCCUGGCGACUCCAAUGGACAUGGCAGUCUAAGUCAAACCAAUCUCGGUGCCUCCAGCCUGACCUUGAAGAAUCUCCUGGCACGGAUUGAUCAAAAGCGCGACAUGGUAGCGGCAUCGGAUGCAGAGCUUCGGAAUUUGAUUCGAGAGGUGCGCAAGAAUCGUAGCAAAUGGUACAACGAAGACCGAAUCGGCCAGGAGGAGCUCUACGAUGCCGCCGAGAAGGUCCUCAACGAGCUCAAAGCUAUGACUGAGAAUUCUGCUCCCUUUUUGAACAAAGUCAACAAGCGUGAUGUGCCUGACUAUCACUUGAUUAUUCGACAUCCAAUGGAUCUUGGAACGAUGACCAAGAAGCUCAAGGCCAUCACCUAUAAGUCGAAGCAGGAAUUUGUUGACGAUAUCAACCUCAUCUGGGCAAACUGCCUCAAGUACAACACGGACCCCAACCAUCAAUUGCGAAGAAAGGCCCUGGUGAUGAGGAAGGAGACCGACAAAUUGGUACCCCUCAUUCCAGACAUUGUCAUCAGAGAUCGUGCUGAGGUCGAGGCUGAGGAACGUCGUGCGCAGCUCGCUGAAUUGGAAGAUGGUGGCGAGGAAAGUGACGACGAACCCAUCAUGUCGUCGCGAGGUCGCAAAGCCCCCGGCAAGAAGGCCUCUCAGAAAGGGACAGCUCCGUCUCGCAGCACCCCGAGUGGCUCGGAGGGCCCAGCGGGUACAGCUACGAGUCAGCCUGUUGGACCGGUCCGAGCUGACUCAGACACGGCUAUGGAGGCAAGUCAGAAUGGUCUCACUACACCACCUCAUGGCUCGAAUACACCUUCUGAUCCAGCGGGGCCCGGCGCAGGCGCUGUCCCUAGCCAAUUGGGUGAUUCUAUGGAGAUCGAUGGGCAGAACCCUGAUCAGCCCGCUCUGAGUGCGCUGUCAGCGGCUGGAGGUGAAUUCGAAGACCCUGAAUAUAAGGUGUGGAAGCAGGUCACCAAGAAGGACCGUGCUCUCAUUGCCGCUGAGAGACAUCGGCUGCUCAAAGGCGACAAGCUGAACCCAGAUGAGCCGGCUUUGCUCAGGACAAAGGCCGGUAUGCGUCGAUGGCUUCGUCAUGAGAAGCAAGCUGCAAUCGAAGGCGAGAAGACGCAAGAUGCAGGUCCCGAGGGACUUGAACCCGAAGCGACGGGCGCUUCACUCGCUGAAGGAAUCGAGGUCGAGGAAGAUAAGAUGAUUCCUUAUUAUUACGACGUCAUGCACGGUGUACCGGACCUCCCAGCACGAACAGCGUGGAAGGAAGAUGCCGACGGAAACAUCAUGGAUACUUCCGAAGAGUAUCUUCGUGUUCUUCCGCCGGGUAGCUUCACGCAACCCGACAGCAAACUGUCCCGAAAGAUAGACUCCAACAUGCGGCAGAUGCAAGACACGCGCAAGAUCUGUUCUAAAAUUGGCAUCGUCAAACAGAUGCAGCUUCAAGCCCAGAUGUACGCCAAUCAGUUUCAAAAAUAUAAUCCCGAGCCGUUCAUCGAGCAGGAUAUUCCUCCUCACGUCAUGAACGAUGAAGGCCCUGUGAUGACAACCGGCGUCUGUCGAGCUGCGCUACAGCGAUCCGUCGCCAAAAUCUUCUAUCAUGCUGGGUUCGAGGAGUAUCAGCCAUCAGCGAUUGAGGUGGCCACGGACGUUGCCGCAGAUUAUUUCCACAAGCUUGGACAGACAAUCAAGUCUUACAUGGAAACCCCCAAAGUUCCUGUGAACGAGACCGAAGACCCUUCAUCUACAACUGAGUGGAAGCGUGCAUACAGCGAACCCGAGGUGGUUCUGCAUACUCUUGCUGCUGUCGGAAUGGAUAUCGAGGAACUGGAGCUUUAUAUCAAAGAUGACGUGGAGAGGCUGGGCUCGAAGCUCACGUCUGCUCAUGAUCGCCUCAAGUAUCUCUUCACUGAGCUUCUCCGUCCAGCUCUGACCGAUGUGGGCGAAGACGGAUCAAAAGCCUUUGCAGACGGCAGCGACCAGUUUGUCACGGGAACAUUCGCCGACGAUAUCAACGACGACUUUCUCGGAUUCAAGGAGCUCGGUCUGGACGUUGAAUUUGGGAUUGCGUUCAACAGCGUGCCACUGCACUUGCUACCGAGCCGCAUGUUUAAUGCUGCGCAGGCCCAAAACACAACAGCUAUUCAAACAGAGGAUCUGUUCCCGCCGCCUCCUCCCUAUGCACGAAUCACCACUGAGAAUGUUGGUGAGCAGAUUGGACUGGUCCAACAGUUCCUCAAGGGCAAGCUUGAUGCCAAUGGUGACGAACCGCUUGUCGAGGACCUGGAGCUUCCUCCCAAGCAACGACCUAUGCCAGCUAAGACUCGUCUUCCCGCGUCCGGCAAGAUCCCAGCCCCGACAGGUCUCUCUGGUAAUACCUCGAGCCCUCAGAAGAGGCCUGCACCGCCGAAUGCUCCCGUUUCCAAGAUUGGUCCCGUGGAGCCCAGUAAGAAAAAGGCCAAGAAGAACAGUGGAGGUCCACUUGAUAUGCCAGGCUUCCCUGAAGGUGACGCCGAUUCGGUGGAAGCGAGUGAUCUGAAAGAUCUCAAUUCAUCGAUGGAUGGCGCCGGCAUGCCGGAGGGUGAGACAAGUGCUACUCAGGAAGAUCCCACGACUGGACCCUUGACCAACGGUACCAGCGCCUGA